Messenger RNA from Anguilla rostrata (American eel), 3777 nucleotides. RefSeq lists its product as uncharacterized. The coding region runs from base 525 to 1478 and encodes 317 amino acids. NCBI's taxonomy places the organism in Eukaryota, Metazoa, Chordata, Actinopteri, Anguilliformes, Anguillidae. Gene Ontology annotation, molecular function: DNA binding. The transcript has 5 exons. The record is from RefSeq and is a predicted model, not a curated record.
UCUAUCAAUGCUCAACGAAUUUGUUAUAAAUUUGUAUAAUAAUAUUUAUAACAGUAACAGAGAAAGAGAAAAACAUAUUUAUGAUUAAAAACAUACAUUUAACAUUAAUUUAUAACUACGUCAUACCGGAAGCCGGUUAGCGGAACGACGGAUAUUGUAUUGUUUAGCAACUCAGUGCAGCAUGCUUUCAAUGUUUUGAUUGAAGGAUCAUUGUUGACAGAAAGGCCGGAGUCAUAAUAAUUUAGCGCGCCAUUAAAGAAAUACAUAUUGCGGCCUGAAUUCGGCCAGUUUGAAAUAUACUUUGACAAUAUGCUGGAAAUUCCAGAGACACAACCACCAAAACCCGAAGCAGAUCGAAGGGACAAUGAGUGCAUAGGACAAAAGAGGAGUGCAACUGCAAAUAGAGUCGUGACCCUCCAAACGCGGACGAGAGCCCUUGGACCCGUUGGAAGGGGGCCGUUAGUCCCUUCUGUGUGGCAGUUGUGAAGGAAGUGGCUUUGGUGUCCCUCUGUCCCGCACAGGGAAUGAAGGUGGAGCCGGACUUCGUCACCUUCACCCCCGCGGAGGAGCUGCAGUACCUGAGGGCGCGGGUGCAGGAGCUGGAGCGGGACAAGGCCGAAAUGGCGGAGGAGAACCGGAGGCUGAAGGACAUGCUGAUGAACGAGAUUCCCUCUCUUCUCUGCUCCAUGAAGCAGACCCUGUCCGUGUGCACCGGCAGGGCGAGCGAGUCGGACUUUGGGGUGGCGGACGGGCCGGGCUUCGCCCAGCCGGCGCCGGACGGGUCCGAGUUCGUCCUGGCGGCGCCGGCCUGCGCCCGGAAGCCGGAGCGGGCCGAGUUCAUGCAGGCCGUCCCCGGCGGCGUCCCCCGGCGGGCCGACGGGGGCGCGUUCGUGCAGACGAUGGCGCCCGGCGCGGGGCGGCUCACCGACGACGACGGCGGAGUCGGCGGGGAGUACGUGGUCGCCGACGACAACGACGACGACGGGGGCGUGGUCUGCCCCGUCGUCAUCACGGACGAGGACUGCCACACGUGUUCCGACUCGGCGUGCAGCUCGCCGGACCUCCCCCCGGCCCGCGACUGCGCGGAGCUGGAGCACCGGCACGUGACCGGGAGCGACGGCAACCACGUGCGGCAGGUGGAGGUGUACCCGGGCUCCAGCGUGUUCUGCGAGGCCAGGGCGUGGCACGCGGCCAUCCAAGCGCCGUCUCCCACGGCGAUGGCGCGGACACUGUUGCUGGGCGUGUUCGACAUGGACACCCUGUUGCACAGCAACCUCAGAGGAGGGCGGAGCCGGAGGCCCACCUUCCCCAAUCACCGCGCGGGCCUGGACCCCCACAAGCUGGACGCUAUUUACAGUGCCACCCUGGCGAAGUUCCCGCUGGCCAGGAAGGGGCAGAUAGGCACCGGGAUCAACUCCAAGCUGUCGGAGAUCAGAUUCAAAUCCAGGAGGGCCGGCCGGGAAGGGAGAUACUUGUGAAGAGCUGGUCGCGGGAGGGUGCGAAAACUGUUCACCCUGACGGUCUCUGGAUUCAUUAUUGAUUUGUUUUAUUUAUUAUUUAUUAUUAUUUUAUUUGGAUUAUUUUUUUUGGACAAACGCCUUGAUCCAGGGUGAACGAAUGGGCAAUAGAAGGUAAAGUGCCAAAAGCAAACAGAAAAUGCUCCAAGUCCAAGCGCGACCCAUAGCACGCGGCUAGGCUACACGAGAAGGUGACAGCGCAGGGCCUUCUUAUCCAAAACAGCACAACGAUUAAGAGCGUAGUUUAAGCCAGGAUCAUAGCUAGCACUCGGCUAACGGUACAGCUACAGAAACGGCACCACUGGCUUGCCCCAGGGUCAACCAGCCCAGUUCUACCAGCAGAUCCAGUUUGGGUUACUCCACAUGUAAUCUCAAGAGAUUAGUCCUCGGAAGACGACGGGAAGGUAGAGAGUGGCUCGGCUGUCCCGAACGAGGUCGGCAGCUCGUUCCGCCACUAGGGUCGGCGAGGGCUCGGUGAGCCGGGCCCUCCGUGCCGAGCGACGGGCCGGACGGCUGGCCGGCGGAAGAGCGCGGCAGGGCGGGAACGAGGAACGCGUACGAGGGCAUGUCGACAGCGGCGGCCGGGCCACAGAGGCCGAGAAGAGAUAAAAACGGUCUGAUGGCGUUAGCAGGGAGGUCAGCCGGGCAGCGGGCGGUUGCUAUGGCAGCACCGGGGGUCUGGAGCAGUUGCCGAGAGACGCAGACAGACAGACAGACCAGGGCCGGGCUGUGAAGAAGGGGCAUUGUGAUGUCACAGGGAGAGAACCCUGGCGCUGUGCGGAAUGUCACUGCGAGGUUGUUGGUAGUCUGGGAGUGGAGCGGCGCUGUCUCCUGAAGGCGCCGGUGGGGCCAGAUCACUUCUGCAUGAUUGUCUUUGAUGGGGGAGCCGGGGGCGCAGAACAGUGGGGGGGGGGCGAGCGGAGGAAGGCAGACUUGGAAGGACAACAGGAAAAGCAGCCAGCCCCGCUAGCCCCCGCAAAGCCCCGCCCACACGAGCGAGCGCAGCCUGCUCCAGCAGCCCGAGGGCCUUCGCGGGCUGAGCCGCUAACGUUAGCGCGCAGAUGUUUCCCGAAGACAUCUGGACGCGCAACCUCGGCUGCGGGACUUAGCGACGGGGGGGGGGAGGAGGAGGGAGGCUCAGGCCACCAGCUGCAGGACGACCGGCCGCCCACUCUUCCGAGGGGGGGGAGAUGGGGGGGCGGGCUCUGAAACCGCCGAGGUUUGGACGACAGCCAGGCGAUAUUUUCCUAUCGAUUUCCGCGAUCCCGGCGUUUCCCCGCGGGGACUGGCGGUCGGCGGCUCCAUUACCAUUCCUGAUCCUCCCUCGCCCACGGAGCGGGGAGAGAGAGCGCAUCAAUCCCCGCCCCGGAGGUGCCGUCGCACCCCCCGCCCCGCUUAAUGGAUCCUCAGACGCUGAACACCUCAAGGAGCGAGAAAUUAAUUUAUCUUAAUGCGCCUAAAUGGUGCGAGAUCUCCCGAGUGGACUGUGUAAGGGAGGGGGGGGGGGCCCUGGUGUUUUAAUGUCAAAGGGGAACGGGUGGCGGGUGGGGUAGGGCCUUUGCUGAAGAUUUUGACGAUGGACUUGAUUGGACAGACAGAAAGGGUGUCGGCGAUUUAGCGUGUGGCCCCUCGGCUCGCCGAUUGUGUUGAUGCUUUCGCGGACAUAAAGAUAGACUUACCGCCAUCACUGUCGCACGCUCUGGAGGGACCGGUGGGACCGUGGCAGCGGGAUGACAGACAGCCGGUCCCCGGCCGUCUCCUGACAGCAGGGGGGAGGACACUGAGGCGAAGCUCCACGGAAACGAGAGCCGGGUACGGCAACUACUCCGCGCACAAAAAUACGCUGAUCCCGGGCGCUGAUCUCAGGCGCUGAUCCCGGACACUGAUCCCGAGCGUGGAUUCCAAGCACCGAUCUCAGGCACUGAUCCCGGGAAGCUGAUCUCAGGCACUGAUCCCGGGAAGCUGAUCUCAGGCACUGAUCCCGGGAAGCUGAUCUCGAGCGCUGAUCCCGGAAGCUGAUCUCGAACGCUGAUCCCGGGUGCUGAUCCCGUUCUCUCAGCCCAGCGGCACAGCCGGACGGUCGUCUCGCAUACGCUGCGGUGUCUUGUGUUUUUUCACCUUCGCAACGUGCCAAUAAGACUUAGUCUUUUGAAAAUCCGUAUGUUCCCUUGUGUGGCGCUGUUUCCAGGGAAGCGCUGCUGCUGUCAGUCGCCUUGAUAUGUGACAUGUUCUGACAAAUGAAGUCCCUGUGAUUACAAAA